AUGCAGGCGAUGCUGAUGGUUAUUUUCCUUCUAGUUUCAGAGCCCACCAUGAAGAGACUCCUGGUACUUUGUGACUGCCUCUGGGCCUGGACCCUUCUUCUGAAUGCAUUGACUGAAAGAAGCUACGGACAAACCUCAUCACAAGAUGAACUUAAGGACAACACCACAGUAUUUACCAGAAUAUUGGACCGUCUGCUGGAUGGUUACGAUAACCGCUUGAGACCAGGACUGGGAGAGCGUGUCACUGAAGUGAAGACUGACAUCUUCGUCACCAGUUUUGGGCCCGUUUCAGACCACGAUAUGGAAUACACUAUAGAUGUAUUUUUCCGCCAAAGCUGGAAAGAUGAGAGAUUAAAAUUCAAAGGACCUAUGACUGUUCUCCGGUUAAACAAUUUAAUGGCCAGCAAAAUUUGGACACCCGAUACCUUUUUCCACAAUGGAAAGAAGUCGGUGGCUCAUAACAUGACAAUGCCAAAUAAACUAUUACGAAUUACAGAGGAUGGGACAUUGCUCUACACAAUGAGAUUGACUGUGAGAGCAGAAUGUCCAAUGCAUUUAGAAGACUUUCCCAUGGAUGCGCAUGCUUGCCCUUUGAAAUUUGGAAGCUAUGCUUAUACCAGAGCAGAGGUUGUGUAUGAAUGGACACGGGAACCAGCAAGGUCAGUGGUUGUGGCUGAAGACGGCUCUCGAUUGAACCAAUAUGAUCUGCUUGGACAAACUGUGGACUCUGGAAUUGUUCAGUCCAGUACAGGCGAAUAUGUUGUUAUGACUACACAUUUUCAUUUGAAGAGAAAGAUCGGUUACUUUGUCAUCCAGACUUACCUGCCAUGCAUCAUGACAGUGAUACUGUCACAGGUGUCCUUCUGGCUUAACAGGGAAUCUGUCCCAGCAAGGACUGUAUUUGGAGUCACGACUGUCCUGACAAUGACCACUCUGAGCAUCAGCGCGAGGAACUCUCUGCCCAAGGUGGCCUAUGCCACGGCCAUGGAUUGGUUUAUCGCCGUGUGCUACGCCUUCGUGUUUUCCGCACUCAUCGAAUUUGCAACAGUGAAUUACUUCACAAAGAGAGGCUACGCAUGGGAUGGCAAAAGUGUCGUUCCCGAAAAGCCAAAGAAAGUGAAGGAUCCUCUCAUUAAGAAAAACAACACGUACACAGCUGCAGCUACGAGCUACACCCCCAAUAUUGCAAGGGACCCUGGGCUGGCAACCAUUGCUAAAAGCGCAACCAUCGAGCCCAAAGAAGUUAAGCCAGAAACAAAACCUGCAGAACCCAAGAAAACUUUUAACAGCGUCAGUAAAAUCGAUCGACUAUCAAGAAUAGCCUUCCCCUUGCUUUUUGGAAUCUUUAACCUAGUCUAUUGGGCUACCUAUUUAAACCGGGAGCCGCAGUUGAAAGCUCCAACUCCACAUCAAUAACCUCAUUUAUCCGUAGAGUCCUGUUUUGUCUUUCGCUCUGGGAAUUGCUUCCCGUUGUCACAUAGAGUAAUUCCCAUUUGCUUCAUUGCCUCUGUCUUAAAAGAAAAUAAAGGUUUCCUUAUUUAACAAAAGGUAAAAAAUAGAUCUGUAUAUUUUAAAGACUUGUGUAUGAGAGAGAACAAUGGAAGUUCUGUGCUUUGGGAAAGGGAUUUUGAAGACAGGAAAGAGAGAGUUAUAAAGUAAUGGGAGAAAAAAAAGAAAAAAUAAAAGAAAAUC
Apaloderma vittatum (bar-tailed trogon) is the source of this 1692-nucleotide messenger RNA. RefSeq names its product gamma-aminobutyric acid (GABA) A receptor, alpha 1 (gene GABRA1). Gene Ontology annotation, biological process: signal transduction; synaptic transmission, GABAergic; regulation of postsynaptic membrane potential. The coding region runs from base 1 to 1416 and encodes 471 amino acids. The record is from RefSeq and is a predicted model, not a curated record. The transcript is spliced from 9 exons. Gene Ontology annotation, cellular component: GABA-A receptor complex; synapse; postsynapse. Lineage: Eukaryota; Metazoa; Chordata; Aves; Trogoniformes; Trogonidae. Gene Ontology annotation, molecular function: benzodiazepine receptor activity; GABA-gated chloride ion channel activity; transmitter-gated monoatomic ion channel activity involved in regulation of postsynaptic membrane potential.